UGUGAGCCUCUCCUCAAACAGUAUUUUAGACCUUUAGUUCCUUUGCAGUCAAUGCUUUUUCCCUGUUUGGCAUUCCUGUUCAACUGCCUCCUCAGUCACUUUCCCAACGCCACCUCACUCUCUUUUAUCAAUAUGAUUCUUCUGAAUCUCAUACAAAUCCCAUCACCCCCAGCCCCGGGUUCCAAAUAGCUUCUAUCUCUUGCCUCACUACUCCUUUUUCACCCCACACCACCCCCCCCAUGGAUCUCACCAGCCCCAGAUACAUUCAAGCUCCUCCUUUGUUUGCUUCUCUUGGGGAAACACCAUUGGAAGGGGACACAAGCCUCUGUGGGAAUAGCAAGGGCAACCCAUUUGCAGAUGCCUUCUCUGACCCACUCUGCAAGCUCAAUCUCAAGGAGACUUCUGAGUUUGUCAAGUCAUUUCCGAUGGCAAACAAUGCCGCUGAGGGGGGCAGAGGUUUUCUUGAUGUCUCAGCUCAGAGGAGGAGGGAGGGGGUGAGCUCAGUGGCACAGAGGAAGCUUGAAGCUCCUCCCACUCCUGGCAGACCUGUUUUCAGCUUCAGUGUUGGUAAUCUCACCAGAAAGAGCUUUCCUUCAAAAUGGGAUGAUGCAGAGAAAUGGCUAAUAAGCAGCUCCUGCCAUGAAUCCCCUGCUCACCCCAUGAAACCACCCUCAGAUUCCUCAAAGGUUUCAAAGCAAUGUGAUGAGGUGAAGCAACAAGUGGAGGUCUUUGCGGAGAAGUGCAGGGUCACUGAGGAAAAGGUCUCAAAGGUGGCUUCAGGCUUUCCAAGUCCGGUAGCUUUGGACCAUCAUAACUCAGCCAGACCUUUCAAUGGGGUCUUAGCCUCGGCAGAUGUACUUCUAAAAGAUAAGUUCACAGAUGGGGUGGACCCAAUUUUCCCAAAUUUCAGAUACUCAGAGCCAACUAAAGAAGGGUUUCUGUUUGGAAACUCAGUGGAUGAAUCCAUGAAAGAUGCAGCCACAGAAGUGUUUCAUGAGGUUCACCACAGAGACAUUGGCACAGAGAUGACUCCAAUUGGCAGUUCCACAGUUUCAAGGUGUCAUACACCCAUCAAAAGCUCCUCACCAGCCCGCCAUAACACUCCUGCUAAUAGGUCAGGCCCAUUGGCGUUAGGGAGCUCCAACAGCACCAACACAACCAUUGACAUUUCCCAGCUGCAAGAGUGUCAUUUAGCUAAGCUGCAGCUUGGUUCACAAUUUGAUUCGGUUGGGUCUCAUUGGAGUUCAAGGGAGGAGGAAGAAGAAGAGGUAUCAAAGAGCCUUAGACACUCUGAAACAGGCAAUUUCUGCAGAAAGAGUAUCUCAGAGGCCAAAUCUGCUUCAUGGGAAGAAGAGGAGAAAACCAAGUGCUGCCUCAGGUAUCAAAGAGAAGAAGCAAAAAUCCAAGCUUGGGUGAAUCUACAGAAGGCCAAGGCAGAAGCUCAAUCAAGAAAGCUUGAGGUGAAAAUACAGAAGAUGAGAUCAAAUCUUGAAGAGAAGUUAAUGAAGAGAAUGGCAGUUGUACACAGAAAAGCAGAGGAGUGGAGAGCAUCAGCCCAGGUGCAACACUCUGAGCAAAUUCAAAGAGCUGCUGAGCAAGCUCAGAAGAUGUUGAACCAACACAACUCAAACUUCUCUGCCCACAGCUCCUGUGGCUGCUUCCCUUGCAACAACCUUCAUCACUAAAUCAUAAAGUAAAGACCAGAAAGAAUUUCAUUUCUGUAUCUUACAUCUGUCCAGGAAAACCCAGACUUUACCCUUCCUCAGCGGCAAGAACCAAGCUCCUAUCUUUGAGAACUGUCUCAUUUCUGAAGCCCAUGUGAGCUUUUCACUGUCUGCCAACUUAAAACCAUGUUCAUACAUUCAAAAUUUCUCAGCAUUAUCCACACUUGGGGGUAGAAGAAAAGUAACAAAGCAAUCAACUUUUUAGCAAGGAACUGAUGGGCAGUAGGCUUUUGUGAGAGUGCAGUGGAAAGCUAGAGCUUUACAAAAACAAAACGUAGCAGAAGCAGACUAUGUAGGGUGAAGGAGGUCCUAUGGAUGUGGGUGUUGGAUCUAUUGUCUUGGCGUUUCUUCCUUUUGACAGAUGGAUGAGCCAUUCUUUUAGAGCAAGCACUGCCAAAUAUCUCAGUGGAUACACUCUGAUGUCUUAUGUGCUCUUUACGGUAACCAGCCUGCCUUGCCUAACCCCAUCCACAUAGCCAUGGAUGCACUAGCCUGCAAUCUUGUCCCUCUAAUGUUGUUUUUUUCUGGAUGACAGUAUAAAAACACAGGAAAAAUUUU
Messenger RNA from Vitis vinifera (wine grape), 2282 nucleotides. RefSeq lists its product as uncharacterized. Lineage: Eukaryota; Viridiplantae; Streptophyta; Magnoliopsida; Vitales; Vitaceae. Bases 240 to 1685 code for a protein of 481 amino acids. The record is from RefSeq and is a predicted model, not a curated record. The transcript is spliced from 5 exons.